This is a messenger RNA of Strongylus vulgaris, 291 nucleotides long. The record is from the annotation of a GenBank genome assembly. NCBI's taxonomy places the organism in Eukaryota, Metazoa, Nematoda, Chromadorea, Rhabditida, Strongylidae.
AUGUGCGAGCUUUUCACUCGACAUCUAUACGGAACACCUCGACCGGAGGAGUGUUAUGAGGGUACAGCGAUGGUGAGCAGCGCUAAUAAAGGACCAUUGCCACCAAAUUGGGAAAUUGGCUACGCUGAGAACGGUGACAAGUAUUUCAUCGACCAUAAUUCGGGCACAACAACAUGGGAUGACCCAAGGGAUUUGCCGCCUGGAUGGGAACAAGUCGACGAUCCUGAAUACGGCACAUUUUUCGUUGAAUUGGUACGAAUGGGACCGAGAAUCUCGAAAAAUGUUCUUUAA